Molecule: messenger RNA, 2290 nt
Organism: Propithecus coquereli (Coquerel's sifaka)
Lineage: Eukaryota; Metazoa; Chordata; Mammalia; Primates; Indriidae
Gene: MAK
Product: male germ cell-associated kinase
Exons: 12
Coding region: 225-2033 (602 amino acids)
Biological process (GO): protein phosphorylation; cilium assembly; intraciliary transport
Cellular component (GO): nucleus; cytoplasm; cilium
Molecular function (GO): protein serine/threonine kinase activity; ATP binding
Source: RefSeq, a predicted model, not a curated record
UUCAUAAGAAUGGAAGCAGUGUUUCCUUGCCAGAUUCCUUAUUGCUAUAUCUCAUGAACCUACAUAAUCUUGGGAAAAAGCCUCUAUUUCAUGAUGACAAUCCUGUCACCAGUAUAGCAACAACAGUGUGAGGACAAAAACAAAUAAAAAUAUAGAAGCGUUCAAAUUUAUAUUCAACAAGGAAGUCAUUUUAAUCAGCAGUUUCUGCUGCCUUAGCUUCCAAGAUGAACCGAUACACAACCAUGAGGCAGUUGGGGGACGGCACCUAUGGGAGUGUGCUUAUGGGCAAGAACAACGAAUCCGGGGAGCUGGUGGCCAUCAAAAGGUACCGUUAUUACAUGACUCUGUGUUCAUUUCUUCACAGAAACAAGUUUUUCCCUGAGUCAGUCAUCAGAAAUAUUAUGUACCAAAUAUUGCAAGGCUUGGCUUUUAUCCAUAAACAUGGCUUUUUUCAUAGGGACAUGAAACCAGAAAACUUGCUUUGUAUGGGUCCAGAACUUGUGAAAAUUGCUGAUUUUGGACUUGCAAGAGAAUUAAGGUCACAGCCACCAUAUACUGAUUAUGUCUCUACCAGAUGGUAUCGUGCUCCUGAAGUUUUAUUAAGAUCUUCAGUUUAUAGCUCUCCCAUUGAUGUAUGGGCUGUUGGAAGUAUAAUGGCUGAAUUAUAUACAUUAAGGCCACUUUUCCCAGGGACAAGUGAGGUUGAUGAAAUCUUUAAGAUUUGCCAAGUUUUAGGGACUCCCAGAAAAAGUGACUGGCCAGAAGGAUACCAGCUUGCAUCCUCUAUGAAUUUCCGCUUUCCCCAGUGUGUUCCUAUAAACUUAAAAACUCUUAUUCCAAAUGCCAGUAAUGAAGCUAUUCAGCUUAUGACUGAAAUGUUGAAUUGGGAUCCAAAGAAACGACCAACAGCAAGCCAGGCAUUGAAACAUCCAUAUUUUCAAGUUGGUCAGGUAUUAGGCCCUUCCUCAAAUCAUCUGGAAUCAAAACAGCCUUUACACAAGCAGCUGCAACCAGUAGCACCGAAGCCAUCUUUAGUUGAACUAGAACCUAAGCAUCUGCCAGAUAUAAUUGAUCAGACUGUCGGACAGGCUCAGCCAAAAACCAGCCACCAGCCACUGCAGCCCAUUCAGCCACCACAGAACGUGAGUGUCCAGCAACCUCCAAAGCAACAGAGUCAGCAGAAACUGCCACAAACACUAUUUCCAAGUAUCAUCAAAAACAUGCCAAAUAAGCCAAACGGAGCACUGGGUUAUAAAAAUGCGAGGAGGCGCUGGGGCCAGGCUGUCUUCAAGUCUGGGGACAGCUGGGAGGAGUGUGAGGAUGGUGAUUUUGGAGCCUUCCAUUCCAAGAAGCCAAGCAUGGGUGUUUUCAAAGAAAAGAGGAAAAAAGAUACUCCAUUUUGGCUUCCUGAGUCAGUACCCUCAGGCUCCAACCACUCCCUAGGGGAAAACAAGAAUUUACCUGCACCUGUCUCUCUAAAAUCUGAUUCUGAAUUGUCAGCUGUUUCAACAGCUAAACAGUACUACUUGAAACAAUCAAGAUACCUUCCAGGUGUAAAUCCCAAGAACGUGUCCUCGAUAGCCAGUGGAAAGGAGAUAAACCCACACACUUGGAGUACUCAGUUAUUUCCUAAGUCACUGGGGCCCACUGGGGCAGAACUUGCUUUCAAAAGGAGUAAUGCAGAAGAAAGCAUUAUUAAACCAAUCGAAAAACUAUCAUGCAAUGAAAGUUUUGCUGAAAAAUUAGAGGACCCACAAGGAAAUCUUGGAAGUUACGCUACUUAUAAUCAGUCAGGAUAUGUUCCUUCCUUUCUUAAAAAACAAGUGGGGUCAGCUGGCCAGAGGAUCCACUUAGCACCUCUCGGUGCAGCAGCUUCAGAAUAUACCUGGAACACAAAAGCUGGUCGGGGGCAGUUUUCAGGACCUACUUACAAUCCUACAGCAAAAAACCUAAAUACCAUGAACCGCGUACAGCAGGUUCCCUCAGUGCAUGGGAGGACAGACUGGGUGGCCAAGUAUGGCGGCCACCGGUAGGAGUCUCUGUUGCGAAGCAGUCUCGCAGCGUUGCUCCACAGAGCAUGUGCAAGCUCACUGGCCCUGGGAAAUGUCUGCAGAUGUCUAUUUCUACUGAGUUCUGGAAGAAAUAUGUAAUAGUGGGUACUUCGAACAGCAAAAAUCAUCUCCUGUUUUCUUUCUUUCUGAGAAAUGAAAUGCGUUUUCUUGGCAUUGGUCACAGUGCUGAUAUAUGAGUAGGACUUUACAAAGUAUUGAAUAAACUAUUUGCCAAAGUA